This is a messenger RNA of Stereum hirsutum FP-91666 SS1, 426 nucleotides long. RefSeq lists its product as uncharacterized. The record is from RefSeq and is a predicted model, not a curated record. The transcript is spliced from 7 exons. NCBI's taxonomy places the organism in Eukaryota, Fungi, Basidiomycota, Agaricomycetes, Russulales, Stereaceae. The coding region runs from base 1 to 426 and encodes 141 amino acids.
AUGAAACUUCUCGCCAUCUUCGCCGUGUCUGCCUUGGUGUGGGUCGCCUCAGUUGCUGCCGCUCCGACCUUGGCGAUGAAGCGCACUGAUAGCAUCGACGAGGAUAAUAGCUGCUGGCAAGCCAGCUCGGGCAAGCGCGACGAUGGCGUCGAUGAUGACAAUUAUGAUUGGGAAUGUACCCAGAGAAAGCGCGCUGAGGAUGAAGUUGAUGGCGACAGCAAUGACUGGAGUUCGUCCACCGAGCAAAAGCGCGCUGAGGAUAUCGUGGAUGGGGACAGCGACGACUGGACUUCGUCCAGCGGAAAAAAACGCGCUGAGGAUAGCGUGGAUGGCGAUAGCGACGACUGGACUUCAUCCAGCGGGCAAAAGCGCGCUGAGGAUAGUGUAGAUGGCGACAGUGAUGACUGGACCCAGGGCCAAGAUUAG